UUUUAGUAUUUUCCAUAAUAGAGAGAUAUUGUACAUUACAUUCCCGCCGCUGGUAGGCCACUUCUGUGCUGAGGAGAGCAGUAAACAACAUUCACAACGAGUUCUCUUUCCAUUUAUGCUCUCUCUCUCUCCUUUUCCUUCUUAAUUUAUCUUGUGCAUGCCUCAUAUCAACAUAAACCUUCCAUAUUCCUUAUGCUUUCCCUUCUCUCUUUUCUCUUCUUUUGCUCUCUUCCUUUUCACAACCUCUGCUUGCAAAAUUCUUGGUUUUCACUGAAUUGAACUGCCUAUUAACAACAGUACAGUUCUAUCUCAAACCACAAGAAAUGGUAGGCUGCAAAAUUUAUUUAAAAAACUCGGAUUGGCUCACUACUCUCCUCCAUAGCGAUUUCUUUGAUUCUUGCAGCAACCAUCAAGAACGUAGAAAGAACGAGAAAAACGUGUUCUGUAUUGAUUGCAGUGUUGGGUGUUGUCGACAUUGUAUGGAGUCUCAUUGCCUUCAUAGACAACUCCAGAUCUGCAAAUAUGUUUACCAUGAUGUUGUUCGCCUUCAAGAGAUUCAAAAACAUCUAGAUUGCUCUAAAAUUCAGACCUAUAAGAUCAACGGUGAGAAGGCUAUUCAUCUGAAACCACGGCCUCAGCCUAAAGAUGCAAGACCAUCCACGAAAGCAAAGUUCGGUGCUUCUUGUGAAGCGUGUGCAAGAUAUCUGCAAGAUGUUCCCAAUCGUUUCUGCUCCAUUGCAUGCAAGGUUUCAGCUGUUUCAGUGGAGCUUAAAGAUCAAAGCCAGGAAAUCAUCUCCUUAUCAAUUCAGGAAUUUACCGACCUUUCCUGGAAGGAAAACCCCAAUGCAGAAAAGCAUUCAAGUGAGAACGAAUCGUCACUUUCCUUGACUGAUAUGUCUGAGGAUACUCAAGGCUGGAUGAAUUCAGCUUUGAAACCAAGAAGACAAUUGCACAAGAGAAAAGGGGUCCCUCGGAGGGCGCCACUAUGUUAGUCAAAACAAUAACCAUGUUCUUUCCUUUUUCUUCUUUCCCAGAAUUUUUAUAUAUAUAUAUAUAUAUGAUACAUUUAUGGUUCAUAUUAAGGUACUUAAUAAUAAUAAUAAUAAUAAUCCACAAAUAGCCUUUAAGAACAUUUCACUCCUAGGUGGCCCCCAUUCGGAGAUAAAAGGUGGGUUAGUUGAGAUGGAGAGCCCACAACAAGAAAAAAAUCACUCGAGGCUGUAUAGCUUGUUUGUGUGCGUGGUAUAUAGAAAUAAAUAAUAAUGGAGAUGAUGAGCUUUGCAUCUGAAUCCAUGCUGAAGAGUCUAAAUGGUUUCAGUAGGACUUAGUUGUGUUGUUAUUUCUGCCGGUAGUAUUUUUAACUCUAUGUAAAAUGGGAUAUUCCUCAUCGCAAGAGUGGUAAACAUUCAGCUGUAUGUAUGCGUGAUUAUGAUUUGAUUCCACUUGGGGACUCUGUUUUUUAUGGGAAUGUUUCUAAAUUGGUUGGCAUGCA
Molecule: messenger RNA, 1492 nt
Organism: Populus euphratica (Euphrates poplar)
Lineage: Eukaryota; Viridiplantae; Streptophyta; Magnoliopsida; Malpighiales; Salicaceae
Product: PLATZ transcription factor family protein
Exons: 4
Coding region: 324-992 (222 amino acids)
Molecular function (GO): zinc ion binding
Source: RefSeq, a predicted model, not a curated record